AUGUGUUCCACAUCUGACAAUCAAGGAAGCCGAACAAUCGACGACAAAUUCAAGAAAAAUCUUCUUCGAUCCCUAAACGAACUGAGGCAAGCUCGCAUUCUUUGUGACGUAUUCAUUCGUGUUGACAAAACGUUAGAGUUUCCAGCUCACCGUUGUGUUUUGACUGCAGGCAGCGUUUAUUUUAAAGCUCUGUUCUCGGAUGAUUUUCGUGAGAGAAGGAGCGGUGUGGUGGAGUUGGAAGGGAUAUAUGACAUGGACAAAGUCCUUGAAUUUCUUUACACGGGUGAGGUGGAGAUAAAUGAAUCCAGUGCACAAGAUUUAGUCAUGGCUGCCGAUUACCUGAAUAUUCCAGCCUUAAAAUUACACGCUGCUUUCGUGUUAGAGAAGUCCAUCAACGUGUCAAAUUGUCUCUCCCUACAGACGUUUUCUACUCGGUUCGACUGUGCUCUGUUAAAAGAAUCGUGCACCUUCUUCAUAAAUCAAAACUAUCCUCUUGUAACAAAAUCGGACGCGUUCAAAGAAUUGAGUUUCGAGGCACUGAUUGAGUAA
This is a messenger RNA of Stylophora pistillata, 549 nucleotides long. RefSeq names its product kelch-like protein 25. The record is from RefSeq and is a predicted model, not a curated record. Gene Ontology annotation, molecular function: protein binding. Lineage: Eukaryota; Metazoa; Cnidaria; Anthozoa; Scleractinia; Pocilloporidae.